UUUCACCAUUUGGCCAGGCUGGUCUUGAACUCUAGACCUUGUGAUUCACCUGUCUCAGCCUCCCAAAGUGCUGGGAUUACAGGUGUGAACCACCAUGCUUAGCCUGUAAUUCUUUAACUAGGUCUACCUUGCAUUUAAAUGUAUUCACUUAAUUAUUAAUUUCAGAUAUAUGUUUUUAAAUCUGAAUUUCUUUUUAACUUUUUAUUGUAUUCAUUUUACUGUCAAUCAUUCAAUCUUGCUUUUUAGCUGUUUGAACAUAUCAAAUAUAGUAAUUUAAAAAUCUCUAUGGGUAGCUCCAGUAUAAGUAUGGAUUUGUUUCUAUUGUGUGCUGUUUCUCUUGGUUUUCUAUCAUGUUUUAUUUACCUUGAUUUACCUUGUUUAUGAUGAAUGAGAGUCAGUGAACAUUUUAAAAAAUCAUAGAGAUAAUUUGAAGCUAGAAGAAUGUUCUUUUCAUCCAGACAAGAUUUAUUUUGUUUCUGCCAUAUGGCUGUGGACACUAGCAAUUCUCAUUUACUUUAAUUCAAUCAAGGAUUGAGAUUACUGGAGUAGGAAAUUAACUCUGUCUGCUUCCAGUCCAUACUUACUUCUUCCCUGUAGCUCUUUUCUUAAAUUUUUUAAAAAAUUGUAUGUCAAUAGCAUUUGGAGUGUAAGUGUUUCUUUGUUACAUGGAUGAAUUAUAUAGUGGUGAAUUUCGAGGUUUAGGGCAUCCAUCGCCCAAGUAGUGUAUACUGUAUCUAAUAUGCAAUUUUUUGUUUUUUGUUUUUUUAAUCCCUAGCCCCUCUUCACCCUCUCCUUUCUGAGUCUCUAAAGUCCAAUAUAUCAGUCUCUAUGCCUUUGCGUACUCGUAGCUUAGCUCCCAGUUAUAAGUGAGAACAUAAGGUUUUUGGUUUUCCCUUUAGAAUCCCGAACUGUAGUCUAAGGGAAAGGUUUCCAAGCUACUCUCCUUAUUGCACUCCAAAGUAUGAUGUUUAUCUCCCUAACUCUGUGAGUUUAGUAAAAGCUUUGCUUGACUUUUCAGCAUCUCACGUGCCUUUUCUGAAUUUGACAGAUGCACAUCAGAAAAGUGCUCCCAAAUGCUUAUCUUAUCUCUCUUUAUUAACUUCUCCAAAUCUUUGCCAAUAACUAUGUCUUAACUGCCUUGUUUGCUCUUUAGAGCAUUGUAACACAUGUAUUUUCAUAGUUUAUCCUGCUUUUCCAGUUUUUUUCAUUGAAAUAAUUGUCAUGAUGACCAAUAGUCUAGUAUGCUGCUGUAGGACUUCUAUAGCUGUUAUCUCCGUUCAUAUUUCAGUUUCUUUAUGUGUUUUUUCCUACAUGAAUUCCUGGGUUCCAUUUCCUAAUUCAUACAUUGGCAAAUGAUGAAUGUAAUAUGAUGAUGAUGGCCUGUGUUCCAGCCACAUACUCUUUUAAAGAAAAUUUUACUGGAACACAGUCAUGUCCUCUUGUUUACAUAUUACCUAUGACUUAUUUUGCAUUACAGUGGCAAAGUUGAGUAAUUGUGGAAGAGACCAUAUGGCCUACAAAGGCUAAAAUUAUUUACCAUCUUGUUCGUUAUGAAAAAGUUUGCUGACUCCUAUUCUGAUUUUUUAUUCUUUAACAUUCUGAAGUUUGUCAAUUGAUUUAAACAUUUUAAUGACUUUUUCCUUUCUAAAUAAUAUAUUUUUUAUCUACCUACUACUGUGCCAUUCUAUAUUUUUUGCCUUAAUCAAAUAAUGUGUUUUAAUUAAGUCAGUGAAAAAAAGAACUGACUGAAAGUAGAAGCGAAAAUCUAAGCUAUAAGCGACUAUAUUAUACAAGCUUCUCAAAAUAUAAUUGUUUUUCCAUUAGAUAUAGAAAUAUGGAAGUGACCACAAGAUUGACAUGGAAUGAUGAAAUUCACCUGCGAAAGCUGCUUGGAAAUGUUUCUUUGAGUCUUCUCUAUAAGUCUAGUGCUCAUGGAGAUAGUAUUGAAGCUAUGUUGCAAAGAUGCAGCCAUCAGGGAUGUACUGUAACAAUGUUUUACAUUAAUUGCAAUAUCAUUGUAGCCUUUAUGCUUGGAGAUUAUUCUAAUUUAUAUGAAAAUUCUGCAGAGCUAAAUGAUUCCUUCUGGUUUUCAGUUCAAAAGAAAGAUGAUGCCACUGAAAUAGAAACUUUACUCUUAAAUAUAGCACCACAAAUUAGUGAUAAAGAAUUGGUUGGUCGUUCCUUGAAAAAGGAUAUUUUCCUUAUACGGCUAUAUAAUAACACAAUUUAUCUAACUGACGUGAUAACAAAAAAGUUGAAACUAGACUUUUACGGCUUCAAAAAAUAUUUGGAAUGUGAAGUUUUUCGAGUUGAAGGAUUUAAGGAUAACCUAGACUAUGCAAAGAAGAUAAUGAAAGCUGGAGAGCACAGAAAUAGGCUUCUAGCAGAAAUCAGAGAUUACAAGCCCUAUGCAGACUUGGUUCCAGAAAUUCGUAUUCUUUUGGUGGGUCCAGUUGGGUCUGGAAAGUCCAGUUUUUUUAAUUCAGUCAAGUCUAUUUUUCAUGGCCAUGUGACUUGCCAAGCCAUCGUGGGAUCUGAUGUCACCAGCAUUACUGAACAGUAUAGGAUAUAUUCUGUCAAAGAUGGAAAAAAUGGAAAAUCUCUGCCAUUUAAGUUGUGUGACACCAUGGGACUAGAUGAGACAGAGGGAGUAGGACUAUGCAUUGGUGACAUCCCCCACAUCUUAAAAGGUUGUGUGCCAGACAGAUAUCAGUUUAAUCCCCAUAAACCAAUUACACCUGAGCAUUCUACUUUUAUCACCUCUCCAUCACUGAAGGACAGGAUUCACUGUGUGGCUUAUGUCUUAAACAUCAAUUCUGUUGACAAUCUCUCCUCUAAAAUGCUGGCAAAAUUCAAGAAAGUUCACAAAGAAGUAUUAAGCUGUGGUAUAGCACAUGUAGCCUUGCUUACUAACGUGAGUAAUUGCAGUGAGGUUCUUCAAGACAACUUUUUAAACAUGAGUAGAUCUGUGACUUCUCAAAGCAAGGUCACAAUUGUCAAUAAAAUGCUAGGCAUCCCUAUUUCCAAUAUUUUGAUGGUUGGAAAUUAUGCUUCAGAUUUGGAACUGAACCCUAUGAAUGAUAUUCUGAUCCUCUCUGCACUAAGGCAGAUGCUGCGGGCUGCAGAUUCCUUCUUAGAAGAUUUGCCUUUUGAGGAAACUGGUGCAAUUGUGAGAGUGUUACAGCCCUGCAUUUGAUAUCCUUGACUCUGGAUAUCCUUGACUCUGACAUUUGGGCCAAUGUGUAUUGGCGUGCCUCCAUAAGAGUCAAUCUCCAUUGACAGCUGCCUUCAGAUUUUGCUUCUGUUCAUUUUUCCUUCUGUCCUUGGAACAGUCAUAUCUGAAGUUGAAAGGCCAAACCCGAGAAGCAGUGGGCUAAGAUAGGUCCUACCACAAACCACUCUUCCAUAUUUCUGUACUAUUUACGAUUCAAUUUCUGUGAUAUAUUUUUAAACCAUUCCAGGAAAAAUGAGAUAUUCUUUUAUUUAUUCUUCUAUAACUAACACUCCAUAUACCUCUAUGUAGUACUAAUCGCAUUGAAUAAUAGUUAUAAAAUUUUUGCAUAGACAUCUACUUUCUUAAAUAGAUUGUGAGUUCUGUGAGAAACAGCAUGGAUUUUACUUAUCUAUGUAUUCCCAGAGCUUAUCACAGUGCCUGGUAAUGAGCAAGCAUACUUGCUAUUACUGCCCCCACCACCCUCUCCGACGUCCAUUCACUUUAGAUUUUUCUCCGCAUGCCUGUAGUGUGCCACCAUACCUAGUUAGUGGUGGCUUACUCAGGAAGCUGAGGUGGAAGAAUUGAUUGAGCCUGGGAGGUGGAGGCUACAGUGAGCUGAGAUUGUGCCAUUGCACUCUAGCCUGGGAGAAA
Molecule: messenger RNA, 3865 nt
Organism: Cebus imitator (Panamanian white-faced capuchin)
Lineage: Eukaryota; Metazoa; Chordata; Mammalia; Primates; Cebidae
Gene: IFI44L
Product: interferon induced protein 44 like
Exons: 8
Coding region: 1835-3196 (453 amino acids)
Source: RefSeq, a predicted model, not a curated record